This is a messenger RNA of Carassius gibelio (silver crucian carp), 2083 nucleotides long. Its product is annotated as pyroglutamylated RF-amide peptide receptor-like. The coding region runs from base 189 to 1499 and encodes 436 amino acids. Gene Ontology annotation, biological process: G protein-coupled receptor signaling pathway. Lineage: Eukaryota; Metazoa; Chordata; Actinopteri; Cypriniformes; Cyprinidae. Gene Ontology annotation, cellular component: membrane. The transcript is spliced from 6 exons. Gene Ontology annotation, molecular function: neuropeptide Y receptor activity; peptide binding. The record is from RefSeq and is a predicted model, not a curated record.
UUAAGCAACAUUGCAACAAACAAAAAAAAAGAAAGAAAGAAGAGUAGUUUAUUCUUGGCAGAUGCAGUGCACACCCGCGCGCGCGCGCUGACGCACAGACAGCAAGCGCGUGACAGCAGCAGCGGGAUUCAAACCUCACUGGAGCACUGGACUUAUACUUUUACCCUCAGUACAAACUGAAACCCGACAUGUCUUCUUCUACAGAGAUGACUGCUACUACGAAGAUCACUCCGGAGGUUCUCCACGAACUCCUGCAGUUCUACAACCUCUCGCGUCAGGAGUUCAUCGACACCUACAACAUCCAGCCUCUGGUUUACAUCCCCGAGCUCCCUGCCGGAGCGAAGACCACGUUUGUCGUGAUGUACGUGAUAAUCUUCGCUCUGGCUCUGGUCGGGAACAGUCUGGUGGUGUGUAUCGUGCUCCGGAAGCGCGCAUUGCGCACCGCCACCAACAUCUUCAUCUGCUCUCUGGCGGUCAGCGACCUGCUCAUCACCUUCUUCUGCAUCCCGUUCACACUGCUGCAGAACAUCUCGUCUGAGUGGCUGGGAGGGGUUCUAGUAUGCAAGACCGUUCCUUUUGUGCAGACCACAGCCAUCGUCACAGGCAUCCUCACCAUGACCUGCAUCGCUGUGGAGAGAUACCAGGGCAUCGUCUACCCGCUCAAGAUGAAGAGGCAGUACACUCCCAAACGAGCUUACAGGAUGCUAGGGCUGGUGUGGAUCGCUGCUGUCAUGGUCGGAUCACCGAUGCUGUUCGUUCAACAGCUCGAGGUUGACUCUCUAAUCUGUGUUCUUCAGGUGAAGUAUGACUUCCUGUACGAUCAUCAUCACGUGUGCUGUCAGGAGCGCUGGCAUUCCCUGCUGCACCGUCAGGUUUACACCACCUUCAUCAUGGUGGCGCUGUUCCUGCUGCCGCUGGCCGCCAUGCUCUUCCUCUACAGCCGCAUCGGGAUCGAGCUCUGGAUCCGGAAACGUGUGGGAGACUCUUCCGUCCUCAGCACCAUGAACCACAGAGAGAUCAACAAGAUCUCCAGGGGAGUGAAGAAGAAACGAGCCGUCAAAAUGAUGAUCACUAUCGUCCUGCUGUUCACCGUCUGCUGGGCUCCGUUUCAUAUCGUGCACAUGCUGUUCGAGUACAACGAGCUGGAGAAGAACUACGACGAGGUCACGGUGAACAUGAUCAUCGCUGUGGUGCAAGCCAUCGGCUUCUCCAACUCCUUCAACAACCCGAUCGUCUACGCCUUCAUGAACGAGAACUUCAAGAAGAACUGCGUGGCCACGCUUUCGGUGUACCUGCGGCGUCCCGUCCAGCAGGGCGGCGCCGUCCAGCGGCCCAACCUCAGCGUGCACUUCUCCAAACACCUCAAAACACCUCAGAUGCAUCAGAACCGAGUGCUGUCCUCGUCACACGGAGAUCUGGAGAUAUCCACGGCGUUCACUGAGCAGAAAGUCAAAACCACAAACUCUCCGCUUCCGUCCAGCAGCUCCUGUGUGAAAUAAACUCCGUGCAGGCGGAUGAGCGCUUUACUGCCAUCUGCUGGCAACAAACGCAGCCUCAAGAUCAUCAACACCGCUGUCGAAGGAGUUCAGGAUAUUAAAUCUGUGACGGGAGACGCAGAUCGAGAGGAAGACGUCCUAGCGCAGUGGAAAUACAGCACUGGCCUCAUUUAAGGAGCAUGAAAAUCAUCAUUCACUCACAGUCAUGUCGUUCCAAACACAGACACGGUUGUUUUCUGUGGAGCACAAACGGAGAAAUUCUGCAAAUUCUUCAGCUCCGUUAAACAGCAGUUCACAGACUGAAAAAAAGUGACAUGGGAGGCAAAAUUAUAUUUCAACACUUUUUCUGGGGAAUGCAAAAAAAGAUGUUUUAGUGUAUAAAAACUUUUUGGAUUUUUUUAUUAUUAUUUUAGAAUUAUUUAUUGAUUUUUUUUUUUUUAUUAUUAAAUGUUUAUCUCAAUAGUCCGAAAAGAACACUUUUUUAUUUUUGAGUUUAUCUUUUUAAAAUGUAUAUAUAAUUUAGAUUUUUUUUUUUUUACUUUAUUUAUAGGUUUAGUUACUUUAGCACAUACAAUUUAUGUAAAUGU